CCACCUCUGGAAGCAGUCCUAUUCAAACAAUCCAUCAAAUACUGCGAGCAUCGAAAUGCUACUCAUGGAUGAACAGUCAAAUAAGAUCCAGGCUACCAUUAAGAGGAAUCUCGUAAGUAUGUUUGAUAUGCUGCUUGAAGAAGGCUCUGUAAAAACAAUAUCAAACUUUGGUGUAACCAACAACAGUGGGAGGUUUCUUCUGAUACAUCACCCAUGCAAAAUCAACUUUUACAGACAUACGUCAGUAAAAGCCUGUGCUGUAACUGAUUUUGUGCCUGACACCCAAAUUUUCUCCUUCAUGUCUUUUAAUGACAUCCUUUCCAGAAAUUUGGACUCCAUUUAUGCUUUCGAUGUCAUUGGCGAGCUAAUACAAUGUGAUGACACAAAUAUACUGAGCUCAAAAAAUGGUGGUGAACAUUGUGUUAAGUCGUUACGAUUGUAA
Erigeron canadensis is the source of this 442-nucleotide messenger RNA. RefSeq lists its product as uncharacterized. Lineage: Eukaryota; Viridiplantae; Streptophyta; Magnoliopsida; Asterales; Asteraceae. Bases 56 to 442 code for a protein of 128 amino acids. The transcript has 3 exons. The record is from RefSeq and is a predicted model, not a curated record.